Sciurus carolinensis (gray squirrel) is the source of this 1762-nucleotide messenger RNA. RefSeq names its product GDP-D-glucose phosphorylase 1 (gene Gdpgp1). Gene Ontology annotation, molecular function: GDP-D-glucose phosphorylase activity. The record is from RefSeq and is a predicted model, not a curated record. Gene Ontology annotation, cellular component: cytoplasm. Gene Ontology annotation, biological process: glucose metabolic process. The coding region runs from base 409 to 1566 and encodes 385 amino acids. The transcript has 2 exons. Lineage: Eukaryota; Metazoa; Chordata; Mammalia; Rodentia; Sciuridae.
GACUGCGCCUGCGUUAAAAGCGUCUUGACGCGCUGUGUCCCUGGUAGCGGCUGCUGGGCAAGUCGCGCGGUAUUGCACCCUCACCUGCAGUAGGUGCUGGCGGCAACAGCCCUGGGCGGGGACCGGUAAGGGGCAUCUAAGAAGUUCCUGCAGCUACAGUAUCCGGGAAACCUCGGGACUCACCGAGUGACUGGAGACGGUCGGCUACCCAUCUGCCCAGAAAGCAAUUUUCCAGUCUGUCAACAGGCGCCCGUUUAAACACCCAGUACACCAAGCUCCUUCCAGAAGUAACCACGCAACCUUGCUCUGUUAAGCCUGUUUACUGAGAACCCACUGGAUGUCCAGCACUGUGCAUAGUUAUCUUCCAUUCUUGGAACAGCUGUACCAGGAUUGUUUCAGGUCAGUUCCAUGGCUCUUCUGCAUGAUUCAAACGAAACGUCUUAUUUGCUACCUCCAAACAAUGCGGACUGGGAGGAGAAAGGCAUCCCUGACUUUGUCUAUGAACAGAAGGAACUUAUAGUGGAAGGCAUUCAGUGGCCAAGGAAUGCACCCAGCACCCUGGACACACUGUCACUGUCACGCUUUGACUCUGCCCUCUGCUCUGCCUGGAGGCAGCGGGUGGAGCUAGGACUCUUUCGCUAUCGCCUAGGGGAGUUGCAAACUCAAACCCUUCCUGGUGCUGUGGGUUUUGUGGCUCAGCUAAAUGUGGAACGAGGUGUACAGAGGAGGCGUCCCCAGAACAUCAAGAGUGUGAGGCAGGCAUUUGACCCUGAACAGUUUAACUUCAAUAAGAUCCAGCCAGGAGAAGUUCUCUUCCGUCUCCAUCGGAAGCCCAAUGACUGUAGUGCUGCCCAGCAAGAGGACAUCCUGGUGAUGAUCAAUGUCAGUCCCCUGGAGUGGGGCCAUGUGCUGCUGGUUCCUGAGCCUACCCAGGGACUACCCCAGCGCCUGCUACCUGGUGUGCUACGGGCAGGGCUUGAGACUGUGUUGCUGAGCUCUCACCCAGGCUUCCGGGUGGGCUUCAACAGCCUGGGGGGCUUGGCCUCAGUGAACCAUCUCCACCUUCAUGGCUAUUACCUGGCCCACAGAUUGCCUGUGGAGGGGGCACCAAGUGAGCCUCUGGACCCAGGUGGCCAUUUGUAUCUGCUUCAGGCCCUCCCAGCUCCUGGUUUCCUCUUUUAUGCUAGUAGGCCAGGGCCUGACUUAGAAACCUUGAUUAGCAGGGUAUGUCGGGCCACUGACUAUCUCACUGACCAUGAAAUAGCACAUAAUUUGUUUGUGACCCGGGGAGCUCCACCUGGAAAGGCAUCACCAUCCUCAACCCUCACAGGGGUCCGAGUAAUUCUGUGGGCCCGAAAGUCCUGCUUUGGAAUAAAGGAAGGUGAGGCUUUCAAUGUUGCCCUCUGUGAACUGGCUGGCCACCUCCCUGUCAAAACAUCCCAGGACUUCAGUAGCCUGACGGAGGAGGCUGCCUUGGCCCUCAUUCAGGACUGUCUGCUGCCCCCAGCUCAGGCAGAUGAGGUACAGGAAGCACUGGUAGCCCUGAUGGCCCAGGAAGAAGUGUAAUUCUUCUGGAGGUAUUUAUUUGCUAAUUGACUGAAUCCAUUUCCAGAGGGCCAUUCAUCAUUGCGAUUUGAACAUUUAUUUUCAUGAUUGCUUUCCUACCUCUCUCAGGUGAAGGGGAAGAACAAAGAAAGAACUCGUAACUGGUCUCUGAAGGGGAGAAAUCUUGGAAUAAAUUGAAUCAGUGUUCUCUCCUGGA